AUGACUGAUGGCAAUGAGAAACUUAAACAAAUGGAGGAGGAGAUGGAUAGAUUCGAGGCUGAGAUUGCUCACCAGUCGUCAGGCAAGACACCAAAUAAUAUUCCAAUCUCUGGCGGAUUUACAUUCCCUCCUGUUACUAGCUUUAUGCCUCCCCAGUUACGUGUGCAUCAAAACCCGACCAACGUCGUGCAGCCAGUUUAUUCGGUCUUACCACUGCCUCCCGGGGUUCCCAUGUUUGUCCCCCUUUCACAACCUCCUGUGUCUUGUUACCAUAUGAAUGUCGCCCACACGCAGUUGCCGCCAUCAAAUCCUGUUUUCAUGCCUUCAAAGGCAUCUAAUAUGUCGAUCCCAACACAAAAAAUGGAAAUGUCUUCCGUUUCAUCAGUUAACAAAGAGACUGUUAGUGAACAUAACCCAACUCAAAAAGUUAUAACUGCUCCACCACAAAUGGCUGGACCAAACGAGUUGGCGGCACGGGCCAAGCAAGCCGCUGCGGCGGUUGCAGCUGCCAAGUCUAAAGCUGAAGACGAAGACGAUGAUGUUACUCGAGCAUUGCUAGCUGCGGCAGCGGGAGUUACUUAUACUCGAGUUCAGGGGCCAGAUGGAAAAGAAAAGGUUUUAGCAAGUAUCACUAAACCUCCGCUAACACCAGUCGUUACACAAUCAAGUAAAAAAUCAAAGCUAACCGAUCUCAAUACAGAUACGGAAGUGAACAAAGUAACACAAACAACAAUAUUACCACCGGUACCGCCUACAAUUUAUCGUUCUGCUAGUACAACCACAAAUGAUCAAGUCUAUAAAAAGAAAAAGUACAUUCGCACAGCUGCUGGAGCCACUUGGGAAGAUCCGACUUUGGUUGAAUGGGAUCCAAAUGACUUCCGAUUAUUUUGUGGGGAUUUGGGGAAUGAAGUGACAGAUGACACUCUAGCACGAGCAUUCAACCGCUACCCUUCUUUUCAAAAAGCAAAAGUUGUUCGAGACAAACGUACCAGUAAAUCUCGUGGUUAUGGUUUCGUUAGCUUUUCUGAUCCUGGAGAUUUCACACGUGCCAUGCGAGAAAUGAAUGGUAAAUAUGUUGGUAAUCGUCCAAUCAAACUGAAAAAAAGCGAGUGGCGUAAUCGUCAACUAGAAGUCCAUAGAAAAAAGGAGAAAGAAAAACGAAAACUUGGUUUGAAAAACUGA
Molecule: messenger RNA, 1182 nt
Organism: Schistosoma margrebowiei
Lineage: Eukaryota; Metazoa; Platyhelminthes; Trematoda; Strigeidida; Schistosomatidae
Source: the annotation of a GenBank genome assembly